Molecule: messenger RNA, 3227 nt
Organism: Chlamydomonas reinhardtii
Lineage: Eukaryota; Viridiplantae; Chlorophyta; Chlorophyceae; Chlamydomonadales; Chlamydomonadaceae
Exons: 5
Coding region: 179-2422 (747 amino acids)
Source: RefSeq, a predicted model, not a curated record
GCUCAACGCACUGACAAACGGCUCAGGCGCGUAGCAAAGGACUUUAAGCGGCAAACUUUUUGACAACGGUACACCUCCCGGCGCAAUGCUGCGACAUGUAAUUACGUGCUGCAUCGUGGCGUUGUUGCAAGCACUUAGCGGCGGCAUUAACAGCAAGCUAUGCGCGUCAGCCGCGCAUAUGGCGCUGUUCAAGCCCGAAGACUUUGUCAUAGUCAUCAACACUGACCAGCAGCGCUUCAAACUGGCAUUGGCGAGUCGUCCGCUAAGGGUCGGCAUACGCACGUACAUCGCGCUUGACGACGCAACGCGUGCCGAAGAGCUGAACGUGCGGGGCAAUGCGCAUAACGAGACGUAUGCCUUCUUCCCCAACAGGAACACCAGCGGCCCGGAUGCCAACAAGCCUGGCGACACGCGCUGGCAGGCGGCUCCCUUCAUGGCGCACCGGCACUACGGCCCAACCUACAAGUGGAUGCUGCUAGGGGACGACGACACGCUCUGGUUCAUGCUGGGCAUCAAGCGGCUGCUUCACGGCUACGACCCCGCGCUGCCCUACGCCAUCAGCGACCACCUGGGCGACCACAACCCCCGCGGCUUCUUCGUGCCAUCGCCCUUCGCCGCUGUGUGCAGCCCCUGCCAUUGGCCCGACACGCUGCAAGCCAGGCGGAAGGAGCAGCUGCUGGAGCGCGGGCCGGCCUACAUAACACCAGCGGAGGCGGCGGGAUGGGACCCGACCGAGUUGGAUGGGUGGGGCUGGGGCCGGCUGCGGCCGGCGCUGGUCAACGGCACUGGUGAGGAGGCAGCGGCUGCAGGUGAUGCUGCUGGCGCAGCCGGCAGGAGCGCGGUGCCGGGGCGCUUGGGUGGGCGUCGGAGGCGGCGGCGGCAGUGGGCGGGCGGCGCGGGGCGGUCGCUGCUGGAUGAUCAGGAAUCGGAGGAGCAGAUGGGGAGCCCUCCCGACGCCGGCGUCCGCGUCAGCCAGCUGCUAAAGAGCGGGGCGGGGCAGGGCCGGGGGCAGGGGCCGGCGCAGCCGCAGGGCCAAGGACAGGGACAGAGCCAGAGCCACGGCCAGGGCCAUGCCGCGGGGCCGGGGCGGCUGCCGUGGCCUACCGUGGCUCGGCUGCUGCAGCAGUGGCAGCGGCAGGGCUCACCAAAGCUGGCGCCUGCCAACGUGUCAGCGCUGCUACCUCUCGCGUACUACGGCCCAGUCGCAACCGUUGCGGGAUCUGGAUCUGGUGCAGCGGCUGGCACCGCCGCCAAGCCGCCUCACCCGCCUCGGCAGCCGCUGCCUACAGACAACCCCAUCCCGCCGCCGGGCUGCCCCUGCCGCCCGGCUGGCGGCUGCCUGCACCGCGCGCGGCUGUGCCGCGGCACCGGCCGCGGGCAGGAGCUGUGCGGGCGGUCGCUUGUGUUCAAGUCGGGCGGCUUCAGAGGCAACAGCACCUGGUGCCGCCACAGCUGGGCGCACGGCGGGGCGGGGGUGGUGCUGAGCCUGGGCUUGCUGCAGGCCACCACAGGCGGCCCGGUGGAGGAGUGCGCGCGGAGCACGCACGUGCACUCGUGCGACAUGAAUUUGGCCAUGUGCCUCAUGCGCGCCCCGGCGCCGCCUGCCGGCACCAGCGCAAGCGGCGCCGCUGGCGGUAGCACUAGCAGUGGCAGCGGUACUGGCAGUAGCAGCGGCGGUAGCAGUGGAGCAGGGGAGGGCGGCGGGGGCGGCGGGGGCUUCAUGUUCACGCACCCGGGCAACGCGGUGUUGCAGGGCGGCAGCUGGGCUGACCCCCGCUACAUGGUGUUUGACAACCCCGUUUACUCCAAGGUUGUGCACGACCCGCUUGCCUUUGUCGCCGGCCGUGUCAAGUGUGGCAAGGAAGCGCGUGAGAUCGCGGCCGCGGCGGCAGCGGCUGUCGCUGACAGCACCGCCGAUGCGGAAGACGAGGAUGGGGAGAAGGGCGACGGCGAGGGCAAGGGAGCCGCGCGCAAGCAGGCGCGGCGGCAGCUAGUAAGGGACAGCCAGGCUGACCAGAGCGAGGACGAGGGCGAGAGCGGAAGCGGCGGCAGCAGCGGCGAAGGGGCUGACAGCGCCAAUAGCGGUGUUCAUGGAGUCACGCCAAUGGCGCAGCAGCUGCGCGGUGUGAAGCAACACUACAGCGAGUUGGUGUGGUCCAUGGACGGCGGUGGCGCCGGCAGCAGCAGCCGCGGCAGCGGAGGCCGCGGCGGCGCGGACAGCGGCGACGAGGAUCAGGCGAUAUGUGAGUGGCUGGUACGGCACGCCGUGUCCGUGCACAUGCACGGCCGCAGUUAUACGUCGUACGACGAUGCGGCAGCCGCAAUGAGUCACGUGGCGCGGUCGCACCAGAAGGCCAUGCGUGUGCUGUGGGAGCGGCAGCAGCAGCAACAGAAGCAGCGGGCGAUUGGAGGCCGGCUGUAGCUCAUUUUGCGCAUCCGAACACGUGGAGGGCUGGCGUGCGUUUGUUGUUCUCGUGGCUGUACAUGUGUACGGGAGGGGUAUUGAUGCGGACACUGAGUAGUGAUGCAUCGUUCGUAUUCAUGUGCCACUGCAAGUAGUGGUCUACCUCGACAAGGUACUGGUUAUCGAUGAUUGCCGUGUGACUGUAGUGUGGGAGAGCUGUAUGUGGUAGUGGGGGGCUGACAACGUGGGCGGACGGUACUGCCAAGUAUGCCUAGCAGAGCCGGCGGAUGCAAUGCGACUGGGGGUUCUUGAACUGCACGGACGACGAAUAAACGCAUGUGCAAUACACACCGGGGGCCACAGACAACGCGAGCACCAAGGAUACGUGAACAACACAUAAGACUUGGUUGUGAAUGGAACGCCCUGGGGUGCAUGACAAAGGAGUGCCGUGUAGAUGGACGGUAUCAAGGAGCACUUCAAAGCACUUCUGCUGGGUGGUUGCGCGCGGCGUGUCUAUGCGUGCGCAGCCACUUGCAUGAGGACGGCGCUCCUUGGAGCCCCUGACUCCUGGAUACUUCGUAUCAAAGAUCACGUAAGAGGCGAAGGAAAGGCGCAAAGAACGGCCGUGUAUGCACGCAACAUGUGUGUGUGUGUGUGUGUGUGUCUGUGUGUGUGUGUGUGUGUGUGUGUGUGUGUGUGUGUGUGUGUGUGUGUGUGUGUGUGUGUGUGUGUGUGUGUGUGUGUGAUUGAGUGGCAGUGACCGCGGUGUGGUGGUGGCCCGUAACCAUGUUGCGACGGCUGCUACAUGUAAAGCAAGGCUAAC